GAGACAUGCGCUGCUGCCGCGGGUGGUUUGAGUUUUGAUAACUGGUGGGCAGGUGUUCCUGAUGUCCCCAUUAUUAUCUGUUGCCUCUUCUAUAUCUAGACUACGGAUGGCGAGAUCAUACAUACUGUUGAAGUUUUAUCUUCAGAAAUAGUUUAAGGGCUCAUGGGGACGAGUAAAACCUCAUUUAGUUGCAAUGAAAAUUUCCUUUUGGCGUAUAACUAGAGUUAGCUUAUUUUCUUUUCAGUCUACCUAAAUAGCAUUCAGCCAGUAUUUGAUUGUGCUUGGUUGAUGUGUAAUAUAGACACCUGGAAUAAAAACCAAGCGGCGUUGAUUAAGUUAAACGGGGCGAGGUUGGUGCAGUACGACAUGACUUAGUAUUUUUCCCUGGAUGGAUUUGUGAUUAUUCUGUUGAUAAAAUUCAAAAACAGAUCGACUUUAUAAUAUUUUUCCCCGGUCAACACCUAUUAAGGGUAGCGGUUGAACCGAAGGAUUCAUUUUGUUAGACGUCGAAUUAACAUUGACUUAAUGCCUCUGUUGUUUAUAAAUGAUCGACUUUGGUCCUCUUGUUGUCAAUAAACGGCAUUAUUUAGGCUUCGGUUUGAAAGUAUAAUAAGUCUGCGAGACCACAAUCUAUGGAUGAGCCAAUCAAACUUAAAAUACCGAUUCUAGGGUAUCGGCGCGAACUUUAUUCAUCCAUAUGAUUAAGUCGCAUCUUGGUAUUAUGUUUAUGUCAUUUUGUGAUGAAAACCCUGAAUCUCACUCCUUACUCUGAAUCCCGACUGACUUUACAUCCUAGUCUGUAAUCCUCUUUGGACGCGAGUAAGUAGGCAGGUUUAGUAAGGGUUACUUUGGCGUCUCUCAGAGUCCGUCUAAAAAUUAUAGUCUCAGCGAAAAUUUUUUGAGAGGCUGUGUAGUUCAGUUACUAGUUUUUUAUUAACUUGUCAACAAGCUGUUAAUUACAAAGGUCAAAUAACCCAUGGUUUAACUUACAUAGUUUUUCCUCGGUCUUUUCCAACUUAUUACCAAAUAUUUUUUUCUCUUUUCAGACUUUAUUUUUUCUGAUUGCUUGAAAAUCAACCCGUAACAAUGUUCGGAGCAAAUAAGCCUGCCUUCGGUGCCACUUCCAGCUCUGCUUUUGGACAAAGUUCUUCGCUGUUUGGAGCCACGUCGAAUCCUCAAACACAGCCUACUUCAAACCUGUUUGGUCAACAGUCAGGUGGUCUCGGUGGAACAAAUAAACUUUUCACUGGGAACCAGAUGAGUGCGUUGUCGUGGGGUUCCACAAGUAUGACCUCCAAUGGGACGUCACUUGCAUUUAAUCCACCCAUUACAACCGAAAUAAUGCAACGGGGUGGUCAGUCCUCCCAAGUAAAUGCAAAACAUAUGUGCAUCACCGCUAUGAAAGAGUAUCAGGAUAAAAGCCUAGAGGAACUUCGCCUAGAGGAUUAUUCUUUGAAUCGCCGUGGUCCAUCAACAUCAGCGGGUGGGACUUCAAUCUUUGCCACCUCAUCCACUGCGAAACCGUUUCAAUUCGGAUCACCUCAAAUGAAUACAACAACAUCUAUUUUUGGUCAGACUAGUAAACCUGCAAAUACUUUGUUUGGUGCUUCAGCCAGUGGUGUUAGUAGCAGCAAUAGUAUGUUUUUUGGAGGUACAGGGACUCAAUCAGCCUUUGGACAAACUUCCCAAGGAGGUCUUUUGGGUUUGAAACCUCAAUUCGGCGCUGCAACUGCUCCAAGUAUAUUUGGUUCGACUCCCGCAUCUCAAUCAACUGGGUUUGCCUUUGGUCAAACAAAUCAAACAACAUCUGUCUUUGGUGCGAAACCCUUGUUUGGCACCACUUCAGCAGCUGGUACUGGUACUUCUCUUUUUGGAACCGCGCAAGCCACAACACAACUUGGAAAUACUGGAUUUUCAUUUGGUCAACCACAGCAACAGGCCACUGGAUUAGGCACUUCCACUAGCUUUUUCGGUCAGUCAAAUCAGGCAGCAUCUGCUGCCAAGCCUUCGCUUUUUGGGACUCAGCCAACAACCGGUACUGGUCUUAUGUUCGGAUCACCGUCUACCGGCAUUUUUGGAGGAGCUAAACCUGCGGGAGCAACAUCAGUAUUUGGUGCUCCCGCAACUGGAUUAACAGGUUUGCAAGGGACUCAACAGCAAACUGGAUUUACAUUUGGCUCUCCAUUGGGCACAGCUGGUGGAUUGCGACCUGCCGGCACGACAGGUUUAUUCGGAGCGAAUACAGCGGCUACAACUUCCACUGCCCUUAAACCUGGUGGUUUAUUUGGAUCUGGUACGUCCACUGGUUUUGGUUUUGGGACUGGUUUAAAUAAUCAACCCACCGCGUUUGGUAAUCUUGGCACAACAUCUUCAGCUGGAACAACACUAUUUGGUCAACCUGCUACUAGUAGCCUAACAGCUAAAAAGCCUUUCGGUUUUGGAACAGCUAAUGCUGCUGGCAUUGGAUCGUUCGGUUUUAAUCAACCUAAUACUGGAACUACUUUGUUCGGUGCACCAGCCGCAGCUACAGGUUUCAGUUUAGGAACUGGGGCUACUUCAGGACCUUUGUUUGGUCAAACUAGUACAGGUUUUGGUCUUGGCCAAAAGCCAUUGCAGAACGUUCCUGCAGGUAGUGCAUUUGGUGGUGGCUUUGGUUUGGGAGCAAGUACGGCACCAACUAUUGGAAGUUUGGGAAAUAAUCUUUUUGGCACUAAUGUUGGUACUCAAGGUUUAGGCUCUACUGGAGUUCAACCCAUUGGCUCUUCAUUAACUGGAUUUGGCACUAUCAAUGCAACAGGUUCUGCUUUCGGCCUGGGUUCCAAUGAUCAAGUUGCUCAGUCUAUAAAAGCUCAACAACAAGUUCUAGAAGUUGUUCGUAGUAUGCCAUAUGGUCAAUCUUCACUAUUUCGUUACUUAAACUUACCCACAAAUCCUGCUUCUAAUGCAGAUCCAAAAGCUCAAGUUCCUGGAGCUAUAACACCCAACACUUCUACUUCUGGAAGUGUUAUUGUACCAGCUAAAUAUGUGGCCACGAUGUUUGCUGAGCGUAAUAGAGCAGCAGGACUCUUAGUUGGAUCUAGUCCAACCAGUUCUGGUUUGAAUGGUAGUCGUGUUUCUGGUUUUCGUCGUCCUGCUAAUUCUAAUACUCGUCUCCUGCAGGUAGCGAAUCGCAACAAGUUGUUUUCAGGUUUUUAUGAAGAAGAUGCUUUAACUAGUAAUCACAAUUCUCCUUUGUCAUCAGGUCUUCGACGUACCGCUUCAUUAGGACCGACAGCCGUUUUAAGCCCUGUAAAUAAUAAUAACACUAAUUUCUUUGUUAAACGAGGAGAAUGGAAACAUUUACAUCUUCCUGAAAAUGUAAGAAAUUCAAUAUUGGAACGGUCAAAUGCUAUAACAAAUGAAUUAAAUCAAUUGGCUGAAUCAUCUUUAGAUAAUAAUACAGUACAUUCUGAUUUGACAGUAAAUACUAAUACAUCAAAUAAACAAAUCUCUGCUUCCUCUGGUGAUAUUUCACUGAAAGAAGUAAAUAAAUCUAAUUUGUCACUAGAUCAAUCUGUUAUUAGUAGUACCGUGGAUAAGAAAUUGACUCCUGUUACAACAAGUGAAUCAUCGAGAAAUUUAUUAAAUAAUAAUAUCAAUAGAAAAACUAUUAAUUCUCCAUUAAAUAAUCAUAUUCUUCAACAGAAUAAAAUUGAUAAUACAAUACGAGUACGUGAUACUUUGCAAGGAAGUAUACAUGAAAAUAACACUGAUUCUAUAUUGUCCAGUCCAUCAAAUAUUACUUAUGAUGAUAUUUCUAUACUCAGAUCACCUAAUUCAGAACAAGUACAUGGUGAUGGUGAUACAUCAGAUUGGGAUCAACUAAGCUAUUGUAAACCUAAUACCAUCACUACAUUGAAUGCUUCUGGUGUAAUUUUAACAAAGCCUGGUUAUUAUACUUUACCUACGUUAGAUGAAUUAUCUGAAAUGGUAAUUGAUGAAAAAUGCUUAGUAGAAGACUUUGUAAUUGGUCGUCGUCUUUAUGGACAUAUACUAUUUCCGGGGUUUACUGAUGUUUAUGGACUUAAUUUGGAUAAUAUUGUUCAUAUUCGUCGACGUGAAGUUGUUGUUUAUCCGGAUGAUGAAAAGAAACCUCCUGUUGGUACUAGUUUGAAUAAACGAGCCGAAGUUUGUUUGGAGUCUAUUUGGCCUACAGAUAAAUCUACAAGAGAACCGAUCAAAUCGCCUGAACGACUAGCUUUAAUGCAUUUCGAAGAACGUCUGGAGAAGGCUACUAGAAGAAUGGAUGCCAGAUUCAUUGAAUAUCGACCAGAAUCUGGUUCUUGGGUUUUUGAGGUCAAACACUUUUCCAAGUAUCGGUUAGAUGAUUCAGAUGGUGAAGCUGAAGAUAAAAAUUGUGAUUCAGACUCACUGAACAAAUCACAAAUUGUUUCGAAAGCGGCUGAUUUCAAAGCAAAAUGUCUAUUCGAUAGUGAUCAAUCAAUCAAUGAUGAUGCAUUCAAUAUCAUUCAUAGAAAUGAGAAACUUGGAGCUUUUGAUUCAGACCAAGGAACACUCAAGGAUUUCCAAUUAAAGAGUAUGAAGGUUAUUGAUCCUCAAUUCGAUCAGCAAAGUGAUUUUUACAUCCCCCAAAUAUUCCGCACCUUACCGUCGUGUCCCACUUACGAUGGUAUUGCACUAUACGAGGAUGAUAAAUUAGAUCAACGAAAUGAUCUACCACAAAGUCUACAGUUGUCAAUUAUGGAGAUGAAAAACAAUUUGGAUGUGAUUAAUGGUAACAACUUCUUAAUGAAUUUGUACCCGUAUGAAAAUAUAACAAAAAUAUGUGAUACAGUGUCACUGAAACCUGGCACAAAUCAUGAUAAUAUGACAUUGUUAAAUCAUGUUUCACAUUGGAUAAUGGAUGCUGGUCUUUGGCAUGGUCAUGGUAUGCGGCCAUCUUUCAGUUAUUCACGGUUUCCUGAAUUCCAUUCUAUGGUACUAGUUUGUCCAUCACCGCGUGGUAAUCAGUACAAUGAUGAGGUGAAUUUUGAUCUAACCAAUUCCAUUACAUUCUUCACAUUACCAUCACCGAUCGAAUUAUUCGAUGAGGAUAUGCUUAAUUCAGCUUUGACUACAUCUAUGCGAGUUAUACAAACUGGUAUUAAUUCAUUACAACCACCAUGUAAUCAUUGUCCUUUAUGGCGUCCCAUUAUUGGUUUAACAGCUUUAGAGUCUUAUACACGUAUAUUGAAUUGUGAUCCUUUAAAUAAUAUCAAUGUGAAUUUUCAUGAAUCUGUUGAAAAUGAAAAACUCAGUGCUCGACUAACUGGUUUUAAACGAAUAUUCAGUCUUUGUCAAGCACUUUGGGGACGUCAUCCACAAGAAGCUGUCGCUGAAGCAAUGGCUGAAACUGACAGCUCCACUGAUAAAAUCUUCAAUACUAAAUUAAUCAAUUCUGAUUUUCCUAUUUUAACUGACACUAGUCAACUUUGGAAUAAUGGUGAAUGCAUUAGUAAUGAAGUUUAUCGCAAUUAUAAUUUGGUGAAUUAUCCUAUCAGUAUGUUUCGUGAAAUUUCUGGUAUGCGUUCUUUAGCCAGAAAGCAAGCUGUUUCAGAAUGGAUUAGAACACAAUCAUUUCCCUGGUUGAAAUCCAAAUUGGAAUCUUUGCGUUUAGUAGAAGCAAGUGGUCUGAAUGAAACUGCAUCUGAUUCGUUUGAAGCGUUUUCCAUAUCUAAACUCAAUUCCAACAAUUAUGACAGUGAUAUUUUAGUACAAGGAAUAUUUGCUUGUUUGGUAUCAGGUGAAUCGGGUGCUGCGUGUCGUCUGGCCAUUGUAUCCAACAUGCCAGCUUUAGCUUCGUUAAUAGCACAGUCAACUGCCGGUGAUCCAGUCGUUCGACGUGGUUUACAACAUCAGUUGAAUAAAUGGCAUGAGAUAAAAUUUGAUCAGCAUAUCCCCAUUAAUAUGCUUCGAGUGUAUUGUUUAUUAGCUGGAAUUACAGAGUUCCCACAUCCUUCAAAUUCUUCAAAUAUUUCUGUACUUGCUGAACUUGAUUGGAUUCAAGCAUUCGGUGCACAUAUAUGGUAUAUAUGUGAUUACCAGGCAAAUUUAGGUGAGAUUUUAUCUGUGUACAGUGACACUUGGCAUUCUGAUCAAAAGCCUAACACAAAACAAGGAGUACCACGUCCAAGUCCACCAACAGUUGACAAACUUAUCAAUCCAAAUCUUGCUGUUUCGUCAGUCAAGGACUAUCCUAUUAGUGAAGAGACGGAAGGUCCUAAUCGUGAAAUCAAAUUUCGAGAUUGGCCUCGAGACACAGCUUAUCAUCUUCUACAAUUGUGUCGAAAACAGUUUCAUUCUCUACAAAGAACAUUGGAUCCUUGUUCCUUUAGUCGACGUUCUUCAUCAUCUUGUGUUUUAAAUCGUGACAAUCUUCUGGAUUGGGCUAUGUCGUGGCAUUUAUGGCGUUUUCUUGUAUCCUAUGGAUAUCAUCAUUUUUACGAUGAUUUCUAUGAAGACUUUUCUGAAAUAUCUACUCGUGUUUGCAAUGAAUUCGCCACACAGUUAGAAGCUGCAGGUCUAUGGGAAUGGUCAGUUUUUGUACUGCUUCAUAUAGAUUGUGAGAAAACUCGAGAAGCAUCUGUAAAAUGUCUCAUCGGUCGACAUGUAUCGUUAGUUUUGCCUUCAGGCCUUUUGAAUAAUUCCAAUAAAAAUUCUUCGUCUUGUUUGUCGGAUAUAGACUUCAUGUCACAUAAAAUCUCUUUACUACCUACACCAUCGUUAACUAAACCUGAAUCGUUUGUGGUUAAUCGUUUGGGCGUUCCUGUUCAUUGGAUUCACGAAGCAAAGGCUAUAUUAGCAAGACAUCGCUUAAAAGCCUACUUGCGUAAAACAGGUUUCAAUACUGUUUCACAACAACGUACUUUAAACUCUACGGAAGAUCGUAGCCAGUUUUGUAUAUUUGCAAUGCUUGAAGCAAGUCAUUGGUUUGCUGCUGGACGUAUUCAAGCUGCAGAUGAAGUUUUAUCAAAGUAUAUACUACCGGAGCUUAUUUUACAUACGAAUAUUUCACCUUACUCAGCUUUUCAGCUAAGAUUCGAAUCAGUAUACUCUGCAGUAGGUCAUCGUAUUGCUCGCUUGCUUGAGCCCUAUAAUUCCUUAGCAGAAAAUUGUUUACCAAGUGAUUUUCAUUCAGGCGUUGGUGUUUAUCGAUCUUUCGGUGAAUUACUUUGCCUAGUAGAUGAAGUUACAAAUUUUUGCAAAGAAUCAUCACUACUAGAUAGUGUAUUGUAUAGUCCUAGCAAGAAAAAAUUGAAAGAAGAUACUGAUUUAACUAAACUAGAUAAUUUAGCAUCGAUUCUAACGAAAUUAAAGUCAAAAGUCCCCAGUGUAACAGAAGAGAUUAAUUUAAUGAAGAUCAAUUCAUUUAUUGAAAAAGUUGUACGCACAGAAAUGGCUGCCGUUUGUAUACAUUUAACUUCUGCCUUUCUUGCAGCUAGCUGUUUGGAAAACAUGAACGACGAGCAAAAUUUGUCGACAAAUGAAAUGAUUAAAAAUCAGGAACAAGGCACGUUAAAUUAUCUAGAGCAUCAACUUGUUUGUAUGACUAAAUUAGGCUUGCCAGCGGACUAUCGAUUGAAGGAACUUCGUGCAGUUGCAGAAAUUAAGUUGUCUUUAGGGGUUGUGUAAGCAGGUUGUGAACUGACCAUCUCCAGGUUGUAACUGUUUUUUAAAACAAUGCGUUUUUUACGUCUUUACAUUCUAACUUCCCACUGUUUUUAUAAUGUAAAGAGAAUCAAGAUGAAGCACAUUUGUAAAAUUAAAAUUUUGAUUUUUGUAUUCAACAGUUGUCAUCAAAGCAAUUCAAAAAACAAUCAAAUGCACAACGGCCUGUAUUAUUCAGUUGUUUUUUUGGUGGAUGUCCAAAACAGACUUCGGUUUUUGAUACACUAACCUUAUUGCACACACAAAAGCUCUUCAACCUAUCCUUCCCUAGUUUACAGAUUCGUCUGACUUUUGAUCAUCUUCUUUUGUCUGAAUAAGUUCAAGUACAUGUUUUACAGGCCUCACUCGACCAUCUUCACCGAUAGUUCCUGGUUGAAUUAAUCCAGAUCUGAAAAUGGGACCAAUAUUUUAGGAUAUAAAUCAAUCCAAAAAGCGUCUUUGGUUUUUAGAACUAUGGGUUUAUAAGUUAUUUCAUAAGGUUUAUCUUACUUUGACCCAUCACGUUUACAGUAACUCACCUCUCAAGUUUGUCGAUUUUCUGUACUAAGUCCAUAGCAAGAUAUUCCUUUUGUUCUUCAGACAUGUUUUCCAUUGGGUUCGGUUGUGGGAUUUCCCAUCGACCUGUUACAGGGUUCACAUCUUCCUUCAACUUUUUAUAUUCUUCCGUUUCUGAUUCCGUCGAUGUAGCAGAAUAUUCACCAUCUGACUCGACAUUACAAUUAGAUUCUCUAUUAACCUUUGAUGUUUUCCCAAGUAAAGCAUGACGUGCUAAAAAUCCAGCGAAAUUUCCAAAGCCCGUGUAUUUCACUGCUCGUCCAACUAAAUAAGUUAAAUAAUAAUGAUAAUUAAUCCCAGAAUAUCUUGUUAUAAACUAUUUAAAUAUAUCAAUCGAUUGGCUGAGAAAUCCGUUUUAAACACAGCAACGAAGAAAAACAAUAUAACAGACGAGAUAAACAGUCACGAUGGAAAUCUGUACAUAAUAAAUAUUGUAGUUACAUAAUUGUUCGACCUGGAAAUAUUUCUCUUUUUCAAUAAUUCCCAGUGUACUUUGGUUUCUGAAGUAAGAUUAUUCAGGUUCUACUCAAAAAAUCUUUCUAACCCUACAAUUAUCCGCCUACUCUUUUACAGAUAGUAGUAAAUACAUGAUUGGGAUUUCCUCCGCUGGUUUACUUUAUUUUCCCUGGUUAGUUAUUUUAUUUAUCCGCUCAUUAAUAUCGAAUAUCUUCUUCUUACUGAAAAUAUAUUAUCAUCUGGCAUUCAUACGACAGACUACACUGCAAAAAGAUGCACGGAGGACAGCUAACCGACACAUUCCAGAUGAGGACCGGAGACAAACAAGGCUGCUUACUCUCUCCCUUUCUCUUUCUUCUGGUGGUUGACUGGAUUAUGAAGACCUCCACAUCUGACAGGAAGCACGGAAUAAAAUGGACAGGUCGGAUCCAACCAGACGAUUUGGACUUCGCGGACCACCUAGAUCUUCUAUCCCAUACACACUAACAAAUGCAGGUAGCAGCAGUCUCUGCAUCAGUAGGCAUCAACAUACACAAGGAAAAUGUAGGAUCCUCGAAUACAACACGAAGAACAUCCAUGCAAUCACACUUGGUGGAGAAACUCUGGAAGAGGUGAAAACUUUAACAGCAUCAACGAUGAACAAGGAGAGUUUGAUCCAGGCGUAAAGGCGAGGAUUGGCAAAGCAAGGGUCGCAUUCCUACGGUUGAAAAACAUAUGGAACUCAAAACAACUGUCAACCAAUAUCAAAGUCAGAAUCUUCAAUGUGAACGUCAAAACAGUUAGGACGUACAUUGCGGAAGUCAUCAAAUUGAGUUACGAGGCAAGCGCCAACUUGAAAUUCUGAAGGGAAAGUGGUAAAGAGGAAUGUCGAAGAACGCAUUGUUCCGAGAAUUGAAUGCCGACAUCAAAAGGAUGAAUAGCAACUGGAAUAUACUGCCUAGGACAGAGUUGAAUGGCGAAUGCUGUUUGCGACGUCUGUUUCUCCAUGAGGAGUAACAGAUGUAAGUAUAUAAUGCAAAAAAUCCCAAAAUCGACAUGACUAAUUCCAUUUUGCAAAUUUUCUGAAUAUAUAACAGAAUAAGACAAUGUUUAAUUAAACUUCAGGUGAAAUCCUGAUUUCGUUAGCAAUAUACUUGUUGUUUGU
Molecule: messenger RNA, 9862 nt
Organism: Schistosoma curassoni
Lineage: Eukaryota; Metazoa; Platyhelminthes; Trematoda; Strigeidida; Schistosomatidae
Source: the annotation of a GenBank genome assembly